UAUAUAUAUCUUAGAAUGCCGAACAUGGAAAGCAUAAAGAAGGAAGAUGGGUUGGCGACAAUCAUGGCCAUCGGCAGAGCUCUCCCUCCAAAUUCCAUCGACCAAAACUCCUUCCCCGACUUCUACUUUCGUGUUCACAACAGCGAGCACCUGAUGGACCUCAAGAACAAAUUCCGCCGCAUCUGCGAGCGAACCGCGAUAAGAAAGCGGCACUUCGUGUGGAACGAAGAGGUGCUGAAACAGAACCCCUGCCUCCGCACUUUCAUGGAACCCUCGCUGAACACGAGGCAGGAAAUUGUGUGCUCCGAAAUCCCAAAGCUUGGCGCGGAGGCCGCCCGCAAUGCCAUACGGGAAUGGGGGCAGCCCGAAAGGAGCAUCACCCACCUCAUAUUCUGCACCACCAGCGGCAUGAAUCUCCCCGGCGCCGACUUCGAAGCCGCCCAAAUUCUGGGCCUCAACCACAGCGUGGAACGCGUCAUGCUCUAUCAACAGGGCUGCUUCGCGGGCGGCACCGUCCUCCGCCUCGCCAAAUGUCUUGCGGAGAGCCGCAGGGGAGCUCGGGUACUGGUCAUAUGCGCCGAGAGCACCACCAGUCUGGUCCGCUCCCCUUCCCGAGAACACCAGUACGAUCUGAUCGCACAGGCGCUGUUCGCGGACGGAGCCUCGGCUCUUAUAAUUGGGACGGAACCCAACGCGGAGGCUGGGGAGCGACCCAUCUUCAGCAUCUUCUCGACGGCUCAGGUGACGCUGCCGGAUUCAGGAGACGCCAUUCGGGGGUACUUGAAAGAAGGGGGGCUCAUCGCCACCCUGGCAAAGGACGUGCCGCUCAUUAUAUCGGAGAACAUAGAGAGGUGCCUGCAAGAGGCCUUCGGGCCGCUGGGCAUCUCCGACUGGAACUCCAUAUUUUGGGCUCCGCAUCCGGGGGGGAGGGCCAUACUCGACGGGAUUGAGGACAAGCUGGGGCUGAAGCCGGAGAAGCUCUGGGCGGCCAGGCAUGUGCUGGCGGAGUACGGCAAUAUGUCCAGCGUCUGCGUCCACUAUAUACUUGAUGAGAUGCGCCGUCGGGAUGUCAAGAAUGGGAAGGCGCCCACCGGAGAUGGGCCGGAGUGGGGCGUGCUCUUCGGGUUCGGCCCAGGCCUUACUGUCGAGACUGUCGUCCUUCGCAGACUUUUCCUCUGA
This is a messenger RNA of Phalaenopsis equestris, 1179 nucleotides long. Its product is annotated as bibenzyl synthase-like. The record is from RefSeq and is a predicted model, not a curated record. Bases 16 to 1179 code for a protein of 387 amino acids. Gene Ontology annotation, molecular function: acyltransferase activity, transferring groups other than amino-acyl groups. Gene Ontology annotation, biological process: polyketide biosynthetic process. NCBI's taxonomy places the organism in Eukaryota, Viridiplantae, Streptophyta, Magnoliopsida, Asparagales, Orchidaceae. The transcript has 2 exons.